AUGCAUUUUCUACUGAAGGGAAAGACUCAGCUUUCAGAAAGACACCUUGGAGAUCAGCAGUGUUUUGAAUUGGUUUAAAUCUGCAGCUAACUCCAUUAAAAUGAUGAGAAAAAGGCUUUAUUGGGAUGAUUCUGUUUUUCAUUCUGAAAGCCAGAGCAGCUUCCGAAAGUCAAGUGAUGACCUUCCAUUCAGCCCCACAGACAGCAAUGGAUCAGUGUUUAUGAGCUCUGAUGGAGAAAAUGGUGCAGAUGAAAGAAAGAAGGCUGGAAAAUCACCCAACAUGCUGCUGCACAUCCCAGCCAGUGAGGCAGAAUAUUUUGAUGACCAGAAAAAAAUUGGUGUUGCUAGGACAAAGAUCAGUGUAGAGAAUCCCUUCUUGGCAGCAGACAUCAAGAGAGAUUCCAAGUCUGAAAGGAAAAAGCAUCAGAUUAAGUCAAAUGCUCACUUUCACAAGCUUUUUCUGGAGGUCGCAACUGAAGAGCAACUGAAACAGAGUUUUACCUGUGCUCUGCAAAAAGAAAUUCUGUACCAAGGAAAGUUAUACGUAUCUGAGAACUGGAUUGGUUUCCAUUCUAAAGUCUUUGGUAAAGACACUAAGAUUAGUAUACCUGUGGUCUCAGUAACACUGAUAAAGAAAACCAAAACUGCCCUUCUGGUGCCAAAUGCGUUGAUCAUAGCUACUGUCACUGAGCGGUACAUAUUUGUCUCCUUACUCUCAAGAGACAGGACCUACAAAUUAUUAAAAUCUGUCUGUAGGCAUCUAGAGGGCACAAGUGUUGGCAACAGUCCUAAUCCAUCUUCUGCUGAAAACAGCUUCAGGGCUGAUCGUCCUACUACUCUGCCUUUGGAUUUCAAUGAAGACUACUCAGAUUUGGAUGGCAUAGUACGUCAUCGGAGACGAGAGUUGGAAGAGUCUAGCAGUAGUGGUUCUCAGACCCCUGAAUUGGAACACUUCCAAGACUAUCAUAUUGUUGAGACACAGAUGCACAGUAAACAUGUGGCAGAAGAAAAACCCAGGAAAGUUCCUGGACAUGGCCAUUCUGGAGCCCUUGGAUUCUUCCACAGAAUGAAGUUCCAGAAAUGUGUAUCUCUGAAUCAUGUUCUUAUUUUCUAUACAAUCCUUGUCUGCAUACUAAUCUUUUCUACAUUCUACAUGAGAUACAAAAUCAAUGUCCUGGAGGAACGACUUGUUUCCAUGACUUCCUUUGACUCCCACGUUAAUGACAGACAACCAGCACAAGGAGGCCUUGGAUCCCACCUGCAACUUAAUGCUGAUGCCCUCUGUGAUGAAUUAACAGCUAACCUCAUUAAAUUGGAAAAGAUACAAAACAACUUGCGAAGACUACUUGAAGAUGGCGAAUAAAAUCUUGAUGUUCUGGAGCUACUUCAUACCUCAUUCUCCUGUUUCUGAUAAGCAGCUCCAAACACAGCUGUGAACUCUGCAGGCCAGAGUUAGUGUCCUUUCUUUAAUCCAAAGCCAUAUUUAGACUGCUGCAGUAGCUCUUCCAUCCUAAGAAGGUGGAGGGUAGACUAUUCUUGUGCAAUAAACUAUAUCCAAGUAUUCUCAAGUUAAUUUUUCCCCUAUUGUCUCUAUUGAUGUAUAAAUAACAAUGUGAUUUUAUAGUUUGGGGGCAAAUUUUUGUUCUUGGUUAUGGAAGUGUAAAUCUGGAGUAACUCCAUUUUACCUAAGUAUGUGGAUUUUUCAUUCACAUUACUGUGACUGAGACCAAAACUUGGUCCUUGACAUUUUAAUUCCUGAAACAGUAUAAGCAAAAAUGUAAUCUAUUUUACAGAGAUCCCAGUCUCGUUAAUAGUAGCUGAAAGUAAAUACUACAUCUUUACUUAUCCAUCCUUAUGCCACACUUCUCCAAAAUCUAGGCAUGUGUCAAACUUCUUACUGCCUGAGCUUAACCCACGCUCUCAGAUUUUUACAAAAUAGUCUUCCCCUCCCCCUCCCCCUCCCUCCCAUGCACCCAGUGAACACUUCUUCAAAAUUAAGAUAGCAGUAUAAAUGUAUUAUCCAAGCACUGUUCCUAGAAUAUAUUGUUUAGAUUUUUAAGAUCUAUCCCUGUAAUAUAGUUUCCUCAUGCUUCUCAGUGCUAGGACUCCAAGUCAACUUAAGAGGGUUGAAUAUGGUCCUAGCAGUGCAGUUCCUCAACAGCUACUGAGUCAUGGGGCUUAUUUUUGUUGACUCCAUCCCCCUGUCUAUUCUUCAUGAUGGGAACUGUCAAAUUAAUUAAAUUAUAGUAACUAGAAACCAUUCUAUUGGAGUGAAUGAAGUGGCUGACUCCUUUGUUACAUUAUGCUAUUGUUUUCACAGAGCUGAAAUUGAAGUAAUUGAGGGGGUUUUUUUAAUUCUUUGGUCUGUUUCCAUAAGGCAAUAUUAGCAUAAAAUAGGACCUAUAAAAACAGUAUUUUAAAAUAUAUGCUAUGCAUUUUAUAACCAUUUCUGUGAAAUGUACAUUACUUUGUUUAAAUAAACUUUU
Messenger RNA from Gavialis gangeticus (Gharial), 2486 nucleotides. It is a transcript of the gene GRAMD2B, whose product is annotated as GRAM domain containing 3. The record is from RefSeq and is a predicted model, not a curated record. Bases 101 to 1363 code for a protein of 420 amino acids. Lineage: Eukaryota; Metazoa; Chordata; Crocodylia; Gavialidae. The transcript has 14 exons.